ACUGGAUCAGUCAAUGGAAUGGGCGAUUCUUUGAGCGGAGUUGUCUCGCUCAUGUGGGACUCAUUAUACACCUUGGCCAUGAUGGCAAACAAUGUCCGGAGGUCACUGAUCGGUGGAAUUUGUUUGAAGAAGAUGAACCUGAAGACCUGCUCGAGCCUGAAGAUCUGCCAUUUGUGUCCGGACCCGAGUUCCAGCCAAAGGAAAACACCAUGGUCAUUGUAGACAAGUCCGGAGUUCAUCGCCUGGAGAUUCGAUGUUGUGAAUGUCCGAAUGCCAUGAGUCCGGACAUUCAAAUGUUUCAACACGGAUUUUUCCCUGCAUCUUUCAACAGGCCAAAGACUGUGUUCACCUUCAGAGUGCUCAAUGAUUUUCUACUGGACAGCCUUGAAUGCGGCACCUCGGCGAUGAACUAUUACAGCAAGCUCCGGCGAAUGACCUCCAGCAUGUUUCCACACCUUGUUCCGGACCGAUACAGAGAGCUCAUGAGGGUCGCUCGACAGUGGAGGCAGUUGAAGACAAUGAAAUGGCAUGGCUUUGGCCAUCGUUCUGAUAACCCGAGCACAGGAGAACUCGCAUUAUUUUGCCCGGCGUGUCCUCAGCCAGGGAUUAAUGUGCUGUUGUCAGAGGAUGAAUCGCUUGAUGACUGGAAAUACACCCGGUCAUUUGUGAUGGACGGAAAUUUCAAAGCCGAACAUCUGCAUCCCAUUAAGCCAUUCGAUGAAGUUUGGCUAUCCGAUGGGCUUGGAUUCAUGGUAGGAAAGGACCGGUAUAAAAUGCAUCUGGCAGAGGCUGCUGACACGGUGGAAAAAUCAAGCUGCAACAACCACCGGGCAGUAAAUCAAGCUAAUGCUGCUCGGCACAAGCUGGAGUCCACCGGUAUCGGGGGGAGUUGCCUACAAAUGAACAUGGACUACGCCCUUUGCGAGGCUUCCCGGCACAACAUGGAAGGCAUCACCAGGGCUGUCACCUUCUAUGAUAUUAAUUGUCAAUACAACAAACACUUUCGGGUUCGGGUGGAUCGAAGUCGAUUUCUAGACAUGGCACCACAACUAACCAUCAUUCCGGAAUUGGGUUUGUGGCACAUUCAUGGCCAUCAGGACAGCUGCUAUGUCCGAUAUGCUUCUAACUUUAUUGAAGGCAUUGGUCGGAUCGACGGAGGAGAUCAUGGAGACGCUAUGGGCACGGCUCAAUCUGAUUUCCCCUGCUGCUCGGGGAAUGAAUGCCUUGAUUAUCAGAUGAAUGACUCCAAUUUCUGCAAGAUGAUUCGCAUGAAAAGGACUCUAUGCCGGAAAUACAAGCUGGCGAGGAAUGGCAUCUCGGAAAGUGGAAAGGCAUUCGACAGACUCGAUGAAGCAGCACCCUCACAUUUGAAGACAGAAUGGUUAGCCAGGGAGAGGAUAGCUCAGUCAAGCAGAUUGAAUGAUCCUGCGGCGAUGGAUGAAUAUGAGAUCAAUAUAAAAAGGGUCGGAAUUAAUAUUGCACUCAGCACCAGCAAAAAGGAGAUCGAGCUUAGAUUAUUAGAGGAGGGUAACGCCCGCAAUGCGCACCCUCUCGCAGAUCUGUGGCGACCAAUUGAAGAGGCUCAGAUUGCAUUGCUCAUCGAGGUCCGAAGGAUCGGAAGAAGAUCCACUGAGACACAGAGAUUAGACAUUGCCCGUCAACGCGAUCGGCUCCAAGGCCAGAUAGAUGGAUUUGCUCGGUCUGCUCUAACACAUCUCGGGGAGGGAUUUGAUGCAGAUGAUGAACCUGAGGACUUGAACGUAGACAUUCUAGAUGAUCUCGAUGAUGACCCGGCGGAUUUCACAGAGACAUCUCAUACAUGGACAAACUCUCCCGAGCUCACUGUAAUCCCGUUGCCAUCAAACCUGGGUGUUGAUAGAUGCAGACGAUGCAUGGCAGAGGAUCUGAUUCCCCUGGAGAUGUCUCUUCGUGAAGGGCAGGCCAAUGAUGCCCUUCACAAUCUCCGCAUUUACCUUUGCAACAAGGCCAUCCUGUUCCGAACAACCGUUCGGCAGGCCAAAUCCCAGGCCCUGAAAACUCGAGCUUGGUCCCAGGUGACGUCGGUGCAGCAGGCAGUCUCCCUCCAUGCCAGCAUAUAUACAAAGACCAGGAAGCAAAUGAUGAAACUUGAGCCGGGGCAAGACCAGCUUCAGAAAUACAAACCCCUGCUUCGCGAGCAACUCAAAAUCAGCACUGCAGUGGGCGACCCAAAUGCCCGAGGUCAACGAAAUGAAUCUUUGGCUUGGUUUUGGUCUGUUGAAGUCGACCUCGGGGGUCCUGAUCAAUCGUGGAAUGAGGAAUGUGAGUUCCUGCUUGCAUGUCAUAUCCCACGGUUACCUGACUGGACCCAUGCCAAGUUUACCGAGUCCAUUGGCUGCGGGCAAAGGCACUACGAGAUCGAUGGAGGGAAGAAAUGAUAUUGGUCAAAUUGGAGAUGGAUUGGACAUGUAAGUUCUUUUUGUGGAAAGCAACCCAAUGGGGCGACCACAUGCAGGAAUCAUUGGAGAAACGCCUUCCGGGUCACGGAUGCUAUGCCGGAAGGCAAUCGCGAAUGUAUUCAUUGCUCGCACAGGAUGCGCAGGCAGCUUUUCAAGACCUACAAAAUGUGUUGAUAGAGGCUGGAGAUGAAUGAACA
Messenger RNA from Suillus plorans, 2635 nucleotides. RefSeq lists its product as uncharacterized. The transcript is spliced from 7 exons. The coding region runs from base 210 to 2417 and encodes 735 amino acids. The record is from RefSeq and is a predicted model, not a curated record. Lineage: Eukaryota; Fungi; Basidiomycota; Agaricomycetes; Boletales; Suillaceae.